This is a messenger RNA of Drosophila nasuta, 4874 nucleotides long. RefSeq lists its product as uncharacterized. Lineage: Eukaryota; Metazoa; Arthropoda; Insecta; Diptera; Drosophilidae. The record is from RefSeq and is a predicted model, not a curated record. The transcript has 2 exons. The coding region runs from base 398 to 4681 and encodes 1427 amino acids.
UUUAUAAAUCAAACGUUUAAUGAGAAUGCAAUAAUUAGCGUAAUUAGAGUGUAUUGUGUUACACUCGAAUUUUUAACACCAACUCUUCUGUUCCAUUUGAAUAAAAAGUUGAUUAAGGUUGCCAUUUAAACACAGCGUAAAAUACCAGAAAAAGAGAACACAUAAACGACGCGCUCUCUUGCCAAAGCUUUUGCGCCAUGUGGCAACAUUGGCGUACAGUGUUGGGUAACGUGUGUGUUUGACAAUUGUUUAAUUGACGAAAAAGUUUUUAUACCUAAAACAAAUUGUCAUUUUGGGCGAGUGUCAAAUGUGAGCAAUCACAUUUUUUCACCAGAGAUUUGGGCAUUUCUUUUAUGCCGCAUGUAAGUUUUGCCAUCAAUGCAACGUCAGCCAAAACAUGCAGCAAGUUGAAGCGGCACAUGGACAACAACAAUUUGAAAGCAGAGCUCCACGCGGUAUUUUCUAUAAUGGCACCUGGUACAAUACGCAAGCGUUGCAGCUACCAAGUUGUGUGCUGCCCGAGACGUGGCAGUGGCAACAACAACAACAACAACAACAGUAUGCGCAUGCCACUUUGCAACCAGGGCUGCAUUUGCAACAGGGACUGCAACUAGUUGUGGCUGAAGUAACGCCUCAAUUGCCAUUGCAGUCAUCACGUUCUCAUUAUCAAAUAUGCACCUGUCAGAGGGGGCAGCCGUUGGCAAUGUUGCACGGUCUACACUUUGUGCAGCCGCAUCAAUGCAACUAUGAGGCUGUGAUCAAGCAACAGCAACAGCAACAGCAUCUGCAGCAGUUAACAGCACAACACAUACAAACUCCUUUAAUGCCGCAAUUCUCGCAGCAGUUCCACCAACAGUUGGAGCAACAGCAGCAGCCACAACAUUUUAUACAGCAGCAAUUGGAGUUGACGCAUUUAAAUCAGCAGCCGCAAUGUUUCUACUCAACUCAAGUGCAAGGUACAGACUCGCCUCAGCAGGAGAUACAACAAGAACUAACUCAACAAGAGUUGCAACUGCAGCAGCAGCAACAUUUCAUACAGCAGCAACAUUCAAAUCAGCAACAGCACUUCCAGCAGCAGCUACCUCAACAGCAGUUGCAUCUUGAGCUGCAGCAGCAGCAACAUGUCAUACAGUGGCAACAGAAUUCUAAUCAAUGUUGCUACUCAGCUCAAGUGGAAGUCGCACAGUUUGCGCAGAAGGAGAUGCAACAACAACUACCUCAACAGCAGUUGAAGUCUCAGGAGUUGCAGCAACAUGAACAGCAUACAAAUCAGCAAGAGCAGCAGCAAUGUUGCUACUCAACUCAAUUUCAGCAGCAGCAGCAGCUUCAACAGCAGUUGGAGCAUCAAACUCAAUCACAACAACAACUGCAGCAAGCUCAACCACAGCAGCAGCAGCAGCAGCAAGAUUUCGUGCAGCAGCAAUUAGAGUCUCAGCAGUUGGAACAGCAUCAACAGGAUUCAAAUGAGCAGCAGCAGUUGGAGCAAUGUUCCUACUCAACUCAAGUAGAGUCCCCGCAGAAGGAGAUGCAACAAGAACUACCUCAACAGCAAUUAGAGUCUCAGGAGUUGCAACAGCAUCAACAGGAUUCAAAUGAGCAACCACAGCAAAAGGAUUUGGAGCAAUGUUGUUACUCAACUCAAGUGCAAGACACACAGUCUUCACAGCAGCAGAUGCAGCAAAAGUUGGAGCAGCAAUCUCCACCUGAACAACAGUUCCAGCAGCAGCCACAUUUCGUGCAGCAGCAAUUAGAGUCUGAGCAGUUGGAGCAGUAUCAACAGCAGCAAUGUUGCCACUCAACUCAACUGCUGCAAUCUCAUCCACAGCAGCAACAGCAACCACUGAUCUGUCAACAGCAUUAUCUACCAGACCAAACCAAUAACUAUUGUCCACAAUCAUCGUCAACGACACCAACAUCGUUUCCGUCAUCGUCAUCGCCAUCGCCAUCGAGCAUUUCAACGCCGCAGCCUGUCAACGAUCCUCAAAUUAUCCAAGUCGAUAUGUCAUCCGUAAGCAAGGUUCACAUAACUCGUUCAUUCGCCAGGCUGGUGAUUUCCAUCUACAGGCAGACUGAACUCGAUGAUGAGUCGCCCAAUCGCGUGAUCAUCAAUGGGCAAGUGCUCAUCAGCGACAGCUCAGACAGCUCCAAUGGACAAUCGAUGAGCCAAUUGCAUGUCAAUUCAGCAACUCAAACGCCAACUAAGGAGGAGACACAAACCGAGACUCCGAUGAGCACAGAUGCCAGCGAUGAAGUCGACAGCUCAACAGCCGAUCUGGAGGAGCUUCUUCAAUAUACAACUGCAGCUGUAGCGACAGUGAAUCAAAAUCAAUCAAAGUCCAGAGCACAAACCGAACCGGAGCAAUUUCGUGCUCCGCGUCGUGUUGCCAAACAGCAGCCGAUGCUGCAGCACAAUCCUCUCAGGAAAGCACCCAAAUGGACAAAGCCAGCUAAGAUAAUCGCAAGAGAGUUGCUGAAUUCGUCAGGAUCGAAUGAAACAUUGCCUAAUCGAAUUCAGCAAGAGAACGAGCAAAUGCCGCAUGAAAAUUCGGAAGGUAUUCUGGAAAAGUUCGAGUUGGUAAAUUCAGAAACCAUUCUGAAAGAGUCAUUGACAAAUUUGCAGAAGGUCGAGCAAAAGCAAAUGCAGCAGGAAGAGUCUGGAAAAGUUCUGCAAAAGAUCGAACAAGUGCAAAUGCCACAGAAAAGAUCGGAAACAAUUCAGCAAAAGAUCGAGCAAAUUCCACUGCCGAAGAAAGAGUCAACGACAAAUUUGCAUAAGAUUAAAGAAAAGGAAAUGCUACAGGAAAAGAUCGAGAAAAUGCCACAGAAAAGUUUGGAAACAAAUCUGCAAAAGAUCGAACAAAUACCAAUACAGCAGAAGGAUUCUGAAAGAAUUCUGCAAAAGAUCGAUGAAGUGGGAGUGCCACAGAAAGAGCCAAGGACAAAUCUAAAUAACAUCAAAGAAAAGCAAAUGACACAGAAGAAGCCGGAAACAAUUCUGCAAAAGAUCGAACAAAUGCCAUUGCCACAGAAUGAGUCAACGACAAAUGUGCAAAAGAUCGAACAAAUACUGAAGGAAAAAUCUGGAAGAAUUCUUCAAAAGAUCGAUCAAAUGCCACAGGAAAAGCCGACAACAGUCAAAGUUCAAACAAUUUCAGUUACCGCAAGACUGCAAGAUUCUGACUCUAACAAUUCAGACAAUUUGAUUAAGCAAACAACACUUGGAAUGGCAUCACAGCAACCACAACUUGCUUUGGAAAUUUGCAACCAUUUGGGGCAACAAGAUCGAGAUCGAGAGGAGUGGCCAGACUUGAGUGUUCAGCAAACAACGCCAUCGGUACGAAUACGCAAAUCACAGCCUUCUUCGCCUCAACCGAUUGUCAACCAAAAAUGCAAUGGGAUGCGCAGUCCGCCUUCAUUCCCCGAAGAUUAUCCCAUCGGUGAACCUAAAUUGCCGCAAUCGAUAUUCAAGCAAAUGUAUAAAAGGAAAUCGAGUCAAUCAAAAACCAUCGAGCAAUCAACAUCCAUGAUGACGACCAAGCAAGAGACACCGCUACGAUCGCAGUCUGUGGACAAUGUUAAACGAUCAUGGAAUCCUAAAACUUAUCAACGGAUCAAUCAUAAUUCCGACGAGUGUCCACAGUUAAAUGGCAUUCGCCAGAUUCUUUCACCAACAAGAAGAAAUCAAUCAGCACAGAGUUAUCAAUCGUUAGUCAAUCAACAGAAAAAUUUAACAAGAUACCAACAAGGCGCUACUAAACCAAUAACAAUUAAACCAACAAUGAAUACUCUAUCCAAAGCUCAAUCAAUAACAGUUCAUCAAUCAGAUGUCAAUCAAGCAGCAGCUCGAAAUGAUCAAGUUGUUAACCAACCAAAGUCUUCAAGCAUUCAAGCAUCAAUUCAGUCAACUAGUGCUUGUGUGAAGGCUGGAAACCAAAAACACAAAUCAACACCCAAGGCUAUGUCGAAAGUAAAGUCGGAACAACAAUCAAACAUCAAUCAAACAGUAAACUUAAAAUCGCAAUCUGUUCCAAGAUUUAGCUUGGAUGAAUCGAAGACAUCUAAGUCAAUAACUGAUCUACCCAAGAAGAAGUCAAAUGGAGUUUUUGAGUCAAACGCCAAUCAAGCAACGGACGCCAAAGAAAGUGAAGUGCAUCAAUCGAUCAAUCUAUCAGCUGACAAUGAAAAGUCAGUAAAAACUUUUGCAUGCUCCGAAUCUGAAAACCAAUCUGAGGUAUCUUUAAAUCCGGAGAUGGAUAACGACACAAAGCCUUCAACGUCUCAGAAUGCAGAAGCACAUGGGAUUAGGAAGACAAAUAAUAAUAGAAAACAAAAGACACGGAUGAGCAAAUUCGAACGCAAGGCGCUGCGUCGUGAAUUGCAGAAUGUGCAACUGGCUGCCCGAAAGUCCGAGGAGAACUCUCAGUCCACGGAAGAAGUGCUCCAACCAGUGGAAGUGCAGCAUGAUGUGGAGGAAGUUAAAAGGAAUCAGCAGUCCACCGAAGUAGAUCAACAGCCUAUGGAAUCGGAAAGUUCCGAUGAAAUCAAACCCAAGGAGGAGCCGAAAGAAACUGAACCGAGUGACGAGGAUCCAGAGCUUAAUAAUCCGUUGCUUAGCGGCAUUAGCUGUAAGAUAAUGCGCGGCCACAUCCUGAGAAUAGCCAAUAAGAUCAAUAGUCUUUAAAGGAAAUAUCGGGGUAUUCAAUUGUAACGAACAUUUAAAGCGGGGAAAGGGGAUAACAAGCAACCAAUGUGAUAACUUAAUGUGAAUCGGCAGCUUAAAGCAAACGAUAUUUUUUUUUUGUUAUAUGUUAAUAUGCCAUAUUUACAACUAGUUAACUUGCCUAUCCCAAUAAAAAUAGAUCUCAGAUUAACAA